AUGGCGGUUCGACGGUCCGCCCGCCUGCGUAAUCGCCAGGCUUCGAAUGAACCGCAGCCGCCCGCGUCACCUGUCAACAACACCACCGCCAUCACCACUGAAACCAACCACAAUAACAACAAACUCCCCUCCGUCAUGGAACGCGACGAAACUCCCGCCGACGUUCCCUCCAACCACACCACCACCACCACCACCACUACUACUCCAAAGUCCACAACCGAUGUCCGCACCCCACACAAGGCUACUCCUGCUCCAAAGCAAACCCCGGCGAAAACACCCACCAGUGCAGUCACUCGUCCAUCUCACCAAGAAAUGCAUCCCAGCAAGGUCCAUCAAAGCACCACCAAGCAGGCGGAUUCGGGCCUGAUCCUCGGUUUCAACCCGAUUAAGAAGGAUGCCGAAGGGAAUGUGAUGAAAGAUUCUCUAGUCGAGACUACCCCAAGCAAGACAAAGGCGUCACCCGCUUCGACAUACUACGGCACACCCGCCUUCGAGUUCAAGUUUUCUUCCGCGGACUCCCAGCUAAGCGACGAAGCCAAGAAGCUCAUGGAGAGCGUGCGCGAGGAUGUUGCUAGAAUCAAAGCUCAGAUGGUUCAGGAGAAGGAUAGUCAGCCCGACCAGGGUGGCAACGACCAGUCAGGGAUUCGCAGGAUCGCCGAACCAAAGGGCCAGGCCAGCCGAUUCAGCGCUGCUCAUAUGGCCGAAUUCAAGAAGAUGGAUUCAAUUGCUGGACACGCGUCUGCCUUCCGCGCCACUCCCGGUCGCUUCCAGCCUGUCCAAAAGACCCUCAAGCGGCUCAACCCCGGGGCACGACUGGGUGAGUCCAACCAAAAUUCACCCACGAAAUCGACGAAUAAAUUGCCUGCGCCUGCGCCUGCUCCAGUUGCCAAGCGUGUCAAACAUGACAAGGGCGAUGACACCUCCACUCGCCGUCGGACUGUCGGUGAGAAGAGCGCUUCAAAGCCAGCGGUGAGUCGCACAAGGCCCGCUAUCCGCAGUUCUUUGAUGACUCCUACUCGAGCCUCCAUGGCGCGUACUUCGGCCACCAGCCUCAAACCCUCCCGGACAAGCAUGCUCCCUCGACCAUCUCUUGCGCAUUCCCCUACUUCGAAGCAGUCGACUACCCCGCGCACACCCCGCACGGACUUCAACCCUCGAUUCAAGAGCGGCUUGCCCCAAUUGAACCUAAAGUCGAUCCUUCGUCCCCAUCAACCUUUGUUUUCGAAAGAUCCCGCGAAGAUCGCAGCAGGAACACAUGUGGCAGCCCCCGAAUUCAGUUCCAAUUUCCUGUUGGGCACAACCCGCGAUGCUUCGGAGGAGCCUGCAGUGACCCCAUCACCCAAGAAACGUGUUGAGUUCUCCUCCAGUACUAGAUUGCAGGAUGGUGAAGCUCUACCAUCCCCUUCUCCGUCCAAAUUAACCACCCUCUCUCCGUCCCGGGUCGUAUCGGAUGUUGUUUAUCCCACUUUGCCAGCUUUGACACCGGAUCAUGCUGCAAAAAAGUCCAGUAGUGAGAUCAGGUCGCCCACCAUCCGUCACGUCCGUCAAUCAGACGCCCCUACCAAUCUCUCUUUACCGGAUAUCCCCGGCGUUCCACAUGGAAUUGGCAGCAAGAAGCGACACCGCGAAACGGAGGCCACUCAUGAUCCUUCCCUGCCCGAUAUUCCAGGUGUGCCUCAUGGCAUCGGCAACAAGAAGAGGCAUCGAGAUGCAGCUGGGAGAGAUGUUGACACCGAGAAUGUGCCGCCAGCCGACGCCGCCGCAGAAAACCGCAGUGCGAAGAGAGUCAAGCUGAGCUCCCCAUCAAAGCUCUCGCCAUUCAAGUUCUCCCCAUCGAAGAUGCCAAACUCUAGUCCCACCAAGGCGCGUUCACACACUCCUCUCCGGUCGACCACAAGUGCUAGUCGAACGGGAACCCCGGCCAGCGCACGACAGAGGAGCCGGAAUGCGCUGACCAUGAGCCGGCUGAAUGCGCUUGCUCAGCCAAAGAACCGCUCUUAA
Aspergillus bombycis is the source of this 2001-nucleotide messenger RNA. RefSeq lists its product as uncharacterized. The transcript has 2 exons. The record is from RefSeq and is a predicted model, not a curated record. Bases 1 to 2001 code for a protein of 666 amino acids. Lineage: Eukaryota; Fungi; Ascomycota; Eurotiomycetes; Eurotiales; Aspergillaceae.